Messenger RNA from Parathielavia appendiculata, 984 nucleotides. Its product is annotated as NAD(P)-binding protein. The record is from RefSeq and is a predicted model, not a curated record. Gene Ontology annotation, molecular function: oxidoreductase activity. Lineage: Eukaryota; Fungi; Ascomycota; Sordariomycetes; Sordariales; Chaetomiaceae. The coding region runs from base 1 to 984 and encodes 327 amino acids. The transcript is spliced from 3 exons.
AUGACUCUUGCACGGUACCAGUACACUGGCCCGGUCGACCACACGAUCGUGCCGGACCGCUCCGUUGUAAAAGGCAAGUCCGUCAUCAUCACUGGGGGCGCCAACGGCAUGGGCGAGACUUGCGUGCGUCAUUACGUGGCCGCCGGGGCCUUUGUCACAUUCGGAGACGUCAACGACCGCGGCAAGGAUAUCGAGAAGGAACUCAACGACGCCAAUGGGAGGGAUGUCUGCGCAUUCGUCAAGGUCGACAUCUGCGAUUGGGACCAGCAGGUUGCCAUGUUUGAGACAGCCAAGACCAAAAGCCCGAGCAAGAGUGUCGACAUUGUGAUUGCCAACGCGGGCAUCAGCCGCAGCUCUGGAGACAGCCUUUGGAACUUGGAUGAUCCCCAUGGCCCACCAACAAAACCCAAUCUCAAGAUCGUGAGGGUCAAUCUGGACGGCACUCUGUACACGUGGAAGCUGGCCGUGCACUACUUCAGGAAGCAGCCGGAUGUGCCGGACCGAGACCGCUGCUUCAUCAUUACGGGCAGCAUGGUGGCCUGGAUCGACUCGCCGGGCAAUUGGGAAUACACAGCCACCAAGUAUGGCCUCCGCGGCUUCAUGAGGACGGCGCGGCGGUCCAGCUUCGAACAGGGCAUCCGCAUCAACUACGUCGCGCCUUGCUGGAUUAGGAGCGCCAUUCGCACGGCCGAAUACGAGGCCUGGCUUCUGAGCCGCGGCAUCGAGUUUGGAGAGCAGGACGACGUGGCCGCCUGCAUGAUGAGGAUUUCAUGCGACAAGACCAUCAAUCUAACUUUGCUAGGGCGUUCUCUGAUGAUUACCCCACGAUCCGUGGCCAAGGAGGGGUUCAUGGACAUCGACAGGGAAGACUAUAAAGACAGCGAGGAGGAUACGUAUCUGAAGAAGCUGCAGGCGUCACAGCUGGUCAUCAUUGAGGACAAGUGGCUUGAUAACUACAAGGUCCGUGUAUACAAAGAAAAUUAA